AAAGGAAGCAUUCAUUCUUUUAUAUAUUUUUUUCCCAAUAUUAAAGAGUUCAGUGAAAGAAAAAAUUAAUAAAAAAAAAAUUUUAAAUCGAAUUCUUAAAAAUAAAUAGCAGAAAAAAGAGAAAUAAAUAAAGCAAAUUAAAAUUUACUGUAAAUAACGUAAAAAAAAGUGAAUUUUCUUGCAUUUUAUGAAUUUUCAAAAGGACUUUUAUACUCAAUUUUGAAAAAAAAAAUAUAUAAAAUAAUAUUGCCAAUUUUUUGUAAAAUUUUACUAUUUAAAAAAAAUUUAUUUAAUUUUAAAGAUAUUUUUUAAUUGAAAUUCUUGUAAUUAAAAUUUUAAACUUAACUACAAAAAUUCCUUUUGGAUUAUUACUUGGAUACUUUAAUUUAUAUACACUAACUUACAACUCGCUUUAGAUAGCAAUUCUACAUUAUAUACAUACAUAUAUAUACAAAAUAAGGCAAAAUAACUUUGGAAACAACAAUUUUUAUACAACUAUAAUACAUUUAAAAAAAAGAGGAACAAGCGACCUAUUUAUAGGAUAUAAAGAGAAUAACAAAAAAAAAUGAUACCAUUUAAAAUAUUUCGACCAAAAAUAAUUCGACCAUAUAUUACCAAAAAAAUGUUCAAAAAUCAAAUAUUUUUCGUUUUAACUGUAAUAAGUUGUUUAUUAUUACAAAGAAUACCGGCUACCAAAGCAAAUACACACAGUGUCCAAACAUAUCGACAAUCAUCAACACAAUUAGGGCAAUUAACAACAUCAAGUACAUUAGUAUGGGAAUCAUUUACAUAUGAUAAAAAACAAUUAGAAUAUGCUAUUAAAGGUGGUGAUUAUUAUAAAGAUGAUGUUAAAAUACCAAUAUUUGUUUGUCGAGCUAAUGAACAAGGUUUUUAUAUAAGUGGUCAUACCGAUAAAAGAGAUAAAAAUAAAUAUGUUUGUAUUGUAUCACAAUCAAAUGAAGUUAAAAUUCAUCAUACAUUCGAUUUAUUAGUAAAUAAAGGACAUUUGGGUAAAGUAACAUGGAAACCAUGGCAUAAAUUUAGUGCAGCAACACCAAUUGGUGCUGUUGCUGUUGCAAUGGGUAAUAGUAUAUCAGAUAUAAUAUAUGUUGCAAGACAUCGUAAUGGACAUCAUCGUCAAGGUAAUGAAAUUCAUGGUGCUGAUUUUAAUUUAGGAAGAUUUGAUCCAUCUGUCGGUUUUGGAAAAAUAAUUGUUACCGAAUAUAAAGAUGAGAAACAGCAUAAUGAUGGUGAAAUUUUAAUUGAAACUGAACCAUUUAGAUAUGAAUUAAGGGAUAUUGUAAUUGAUAAAACAAAACUUGAUAAAAAAAUUAAUAGAACUGAAUUAGGUUCUGCAACAUUAUCAAAUCCAGGACAAACUGAUAUGAUGGUUGAAACUGUUAUUUCAUAUAAAUAUGAAAAAACACAAUAUUGGGGUAAUCAUGAAGGUGUUGCAAGAGGAUUACCAACAAAAAUUUUUGAUAAAGAAAAAGGUGAUACAUCAAAACCAGAUGAAGUUAAUUGGGGUUUAAGAUAUUCUGAAAUGCGUGUUGAAACACGUACAGUUAGUACAAUGUUACCAGGUGGAACUGCUUUAAAUGUUACUUUAAGAGGAAAUUAUACAAGUAUGGAAGCUCCAUAUAGAGCAGCUUUAAUUGCAUUUUAUGAAGAUGGUGAAGAAACAGUAAAACGACAAAUUAAUGCAGUAGUUCAAAAAGCUACACUAAAAGAUAUAGGAUUAGAUUUUAGUCCAAUUUAUUGGAUUGAAAAUGGUACAUUUAUACCAACAACAACAACUACAACGACAACAACAUCAACAGAGGCAACAACAUCAACAAAAGAACCAUCACCAUUACAGGUUCCUAUUGUACAUAUAGCAACAAUCGGUUCUAGUUCAUCAUCAUCAUCGUCAUCAUCAUCUUCAUCAUCAUCAUCAUCAUCGUCUUCAUCAUCAUCAUCAUCAUCAUCUGAAUCAUCAUCUGAAAAUCAUUCAUCAUCUGAAGAUAAUGAUAGUCAACAUCAGAAUGCACAAAAACAACAAAACAAUAAGGAUUCAAGUUCAUCAAUAUUAAAUAAAAAUAACAAUGGUAUCCUAACGAUAAUAUUGUUAAUUAGUUUCAUAAAUUCAUUGGCCUUGUUGUAUUAGUAUGUGUGUUAUUUAAGAAAUUAUAAAAUUAAAAAAUUAAUUAAAAAAAACACAA
This is a messenger RNA of Condylostylus longicornis, 2201 nucleotides long. Its product is annotated as protein unzipped-like. Bases 566 to 2146 code for a protein of 526 amino acids. Gene Ontology annotation, molecular function: mRNA binding. NCBI's taxonomy places the organism in Eukaryota, Metazoa, Arthropoda, Insecta, Diptera, Dolichopodidae. The record is from RefSeq and is a predicted model, not a curated record. The transcript has 4 exons.